UGCACGGCAGCUUGUGGACAACAAGGGCCUGUAACACUGACAUCUUGUUUUUAAUUUCAUGCAUUGUUCUUAAAUUUCUAUAACCUGCAGCAAUGGUAUUUCGGACAGUAGUGAAGCAUGCUAAGAAGCACCGUGGCCUCAUCCCCCAGUUCUGCUUCAUCUUGCUGGGAAUGGGCGGGGCAUCUAUGUAUCUGAUCCGAUUGGCUAAAGGACCCCAUGUCACCUGGAACAAGACCAAUAACCCAGAGCCAUGGAAUAAUCUCGAUCCCACAUACCAAUACAAGUUUGUGGCCAUCUCCACCGAUUACAAAAACCUGAAGAAAGAAGGACCCGACUUCUGAAUCCCUCGCUGGUGUCCUCUCAUGAACCAGAGUGGAAAAAUACUAGAAAAUCCUGAUCUAGGGUCAGAUUUCUCCCACUUGACGUCCUCACUGCAGGUGGAAGGUGAAAUGAAUCUUAGAUCAGGACCUGUAACUCUUUAGUGUCUUUGUGCCUGUGUGAUAUUCUCAAAGCAGCUGGUCAUCUGAUAAACUUGACCUGAAUUUCCUGUAAAUAGAGCUGUUGUCAGUGAAUGGAUACAUAUGAAUAUUGAAAAAGUUGAAUAUGUAGUAUUUCUACAUGAUGACACUCAUGCAGGAGAAAUAAAUCAUACAUAUGCACAAACCCUUCAC
Molecule: messenger RNA, 671 nt
Organism: Centropristis striata (black sea bass)
Lineage: Eukaryota; Metazoa; Chordata; Actinopteri; Perciformes; Serranidae
Gene: ndufa4l2a
Product: NDUFA4 mitochondrial complex associated like 2a
Exons: 4
Coding region: 93-341 (82 amino acids)
Source: RefSeq, a predicted model, not a curated record